Messenger RNA from Eptesicus fuscus (big brown bat), 5631 nucleotides. RefSeq names its product membrane associated ring-CH-type finger 1 (gene MARCHF1). Gene Ontology annotation, biological process: protein polyubiquitination; antigen processing and presentation of peptide antigen via MHC class II; immune response. NCBI's taxonomy places the organism in Eukaryota, Metazoa, Chordata, Mammalia, Chiroptera, Vespertilionidae. Gene Ontology annotation, molecular function: ubiquitin protein ligase activity; zinc ion binding; MHC protein binding. The record is from RefSeq and is a predicted model, not a curated record. Gene Ontology annotation, cellular component: late endosome membrane; lysosome; early endosome membrane.
UUAUAGUCAACAUGACUUGCAGCCACGUUUGUUGUAAUUUUUUAAACAUGUGGAAAAAAAGAAAGAUAUCGACCAUGUAUUACCUUAACCAAGAUGCCAAAUUAUCUAACUUGUUUCUCCAGGCAAGCAGCCCAACCACAGGGACAGCUCCCAGGAGCCAGUCAAGAUUGUCUGUCUGUCCAUCCACUCAGGACAUCUGCAGAUCUGCCCUCUUGCAUGACAUGUCAGAAGAUGCUUUUGAGCAAUGCACGCCUGCCAUGGUGCUGAGCCCUGCUAGGAAAGAGUCUGGUAAGAAAUCAGUAAAACAGAGGCCUAGGAGGAGGAAAAGGGCCUCUGAGAGAUAAGAGUGUGCAGACGAACAAAUAAAAGGGAGAAGAAAUGAUUUUCAACUGCAGAUCUCGAGCCCCAGGUGGAGUGAGCUUUGUGAUUCCUCAGAUUCAUCUCCCAUAGAUGAGAGUCCUUGGAUGCAGGCCAAAAGAAGAGCCCAAGUGAAAUUCCAACUGUCACAAAGAAGGAGAAAUAAUAAUAAAUCAUGUGGAAGCUUGGAUGGGUCUUCUGCUCCUAAUGGAAUUGAUCUGGUAAAUUUGGGAUCCAAAGGUAAAAAGCAACAAGAACUGACUGAAUGUGAGAGUUGCUCUUUAAACCUCUGCAGAGGAAAAUGCCCCUGGGACCAAGAGUGCAGUCUUUCCCUGCCUAGAGGACCCUAUGAGAUUAAGAGAUCCUCAAGGCACCAUGAAGAAAGCAAAGGCAGAUACCACCACAGGGAUCCACAGCUCUUGCAUAGUCUUAGGCAAAAUGAGGCAAUCAAGAAAAGAUUUUCAGAAACAGAUUCCAGCACUGAAAUAUUGGCAGUAACAGAAGGCGGCAAGUCUAUGAGUGAUGCAGGGUUCCAGGUGAAUGAUGUUCAGAAGCCUCCUGCCAGCUACCAUGACGGGUCUGAUAAUUUAAAACUAUGCAGGAUCUGUCACUGCGAAGGGGAUGAAGAGAGCCCUCUCAUCACACCCUGUCGCUGCACGGGCACUCUGCGCUUUGUCCACCAGUCCUGCCUCCAUCAGUGGAUCAAGAGCUCAGACACGCGCUGCUGUGAGCUCUGCAAGUAUGACUUCAUAAUGGAGACCAAGCUCAAGCCCCUCCGGAAGUGGGAGAAACUACAGAUGACCACGAGUGAAAGGAGGAAAAUAUUCUGCUCUGUCACAUUCCACGUCAUCGCCAUCACCUGUGUGGUGUGGUCCUUGUAUGUCUUAAUAGAUCGGACAGCGGAGGAGAUCAGGCAAGGCAAUGACAAUGGUGUCCUAGAAUGGCCAUUCUGGACAAAACUGGUUGUGGUGGCCAUCGGCUUCACAGGCGGUCUUGUCUUCAUGUAUGUACAGUGUAAAGCCUACGUCCAGUUGUGGCGCAGGUUGAAGGCCUACAACCGUGUAAUCUUUGUGCAGAACUGCCCAGACACUGCCAAAAAGCAGGAGAAGAGCUUCUCGUGUAACGUAAACACGGACACCAAGGAUACGGUCGUGGUGCCCGUGUCACAAACGGGUCCAAAUCCCCUGCCCUCCGCAGAAGACGGCCCUCCGGAUGUGAUGCCGGUGUGAUUGAUGCAACAGGUGGGAGUUCCUUCAAUGAAGAUCUUUCUAACCCUCGGCCACAACAAAUGACAGAGAUGGUCCUGAAUUACUCACUUUCUGUAUCUUCUCCUCUUUCUCUCACCGACUCAUUUCCCUUAUUUGGCUUAGAAAGGAAAGGAGGAGAAGACACCAAAUGACCAAGACCCCAUGCAACAGAGUCUGAAGUGAUACAGAAACGUGACAAGUUUGCUGAAGAGUAGUAGCCUCUGAAAGGAUUAAAAGUCGCCGGAGCAAGGAAUACUUUCAGGCAACGUUCAUCAUCAGACCAAAUGGGCACAUGAGUCUUCACAGUAGCAGGGGAGAGUUUAAGAAUAAAGACUUGAAUUGCAAUGUGUAUUUCUUCUAAGGUCUCGUAAUGUUAACUAUCUCAUCUGGAAAUAGCAAGCAUAGUUGGUUUUAAGCUUGAAAUUGUCCACAAUGUCCCUCAGGCACAUCAGAAGCACACUCGGAGGAUGCAUCUUUGAUAUUCACACUUUGACAGAGAACAGAAUUUGAUGGCAUUAGUGCAGUCCAGUUGUUUUGACAGAUGCAUGAUUUUAAAAGACACAGUAUACAUUUGAAGAUAUUAAUACUUGGAAUUCUAUUUAAAUGGUGAACAAAAGAUUUUUCAGAGAUUUUGGGGGGGAUUAUUUGGCUGUUAAAUAUCCACAGAAGUUGAAAUCAAGUCUCAGGUUCCAUAUUUUAUCUGGACCCUCUAAAACAGUAUAGUCUAGCAGAAGUGUAAUGUGAUCUACAAGUGCAGGCUACCUAUGUAAAUUCAAAAAUUUUUAGCAGCCCCAUUGGAAGCUUUUAAAAGAAAUAGAUGGAAUUAAUUUUGAGAAUGUCUUUUAUUUGACCCUAUGUAUUCAAGUUAUUUCAACAUGUCAUCAAUAUUAAAAAUUAUUGACUCUGGCUGGGUAGCUCAGCUGGUUAGAGGAUGGUCACGCAGGUUUGAUCCCUGGUCAGGGCACAUACAAGAAUCAACCAAUGAAUGCAUAAAUAAUUGGAACAACAAAUCGAUGUUUCUCUCUCUAAACUCAAUAAAAAAUUAUUGAGGUAGUUUAGUUCUCUUUUUAUGAACCAAGUCUUUGAAAUUCAGUAUGCAUUUUAUCCUUACAGCAUAUCUCAAUUUGAAUUAACCAUAUGGGCUUAGCACAGCCCUACACUUGGAGACUGAGCCUCUGAUUCAUUCAACAGUUGAAUACUUCACAACAGCAGCUUAAUUCACUCUUUCACUCAAAGUCUCACAAAUGUUAUAAUUUUACAAAGAACUAAAUCAAAUUAAAUAGGCUGGUUGAAAAGUUAGAUGAAGUCACUAAAGGAUGAAAAAACGAAAGUAUAGAAAGAUACAGCAAUCUGCCUGGGGCAAGGUUCUGAAAGUAACUUAUUUGCUAUGAUGAAGCACUUCUGAAGGGGAAAAUAACAAUUAAAUAUUUUGUUAUUAAGUCAAAUGUAUAAGGCUUUUUUAAAAAAAAAUCCAUACAAUGUGUCAACUUGACAGAUGAAUAGUUAAGCAUUUAGACUCUAUUUUUAAAAGCUGACAGUAUUUCCCUUGCUCAGCUGGGAAGCAAAAACAUUCGACGGAUUCUGUGAUAAGUAAUAAAUUGAGUUGUUUAGGUUUGACAGUUCAGUUGAUUAUUGUGUUCUUUGCAUAUUCAUGUAAAACUGAAGUGUGAAUGAUGUUGCAGUGAGCUAGACUAAUGAUUAUAGAUAUAGUGGCCUGUCAAACAAAGAUGUCUUACAUUUUAAAGAGGUGAUUUAUUUUUGUUAGCUGUCAUAUUUAUUAUUGUGAAAAGACAACCGUGAUGGCCAUAAGAACCAAAGCAUGGGUAUUGCAUUGCACAAAUCGGGUAUCACAUUGACGCACUUUGUAAUUAUCCUUGUGCUUGUUCUUCACUGAUUAUCAUAGGAAAAAGGGGAAAGAAAUAACCUUUUAAUGAGAAAGAUGAUAUGACUAUUAGUAGUGGCUGACACUGAGUCCAACAGUCCUGAUUCCUAGAAAUAAAGGGAAACAAUGUCUACCCUGUGUGUGUGUGUAUCCAUGUACAUACAUGAGAAAAACAUUCUCAUUCAGGCAGGAAACAAGGUUUAAAACUCAUCUUUCUUAAGACGUAUUGUAGGGAUGCGGAAUAAAGGCAAAGAGAAAACAAAGUUGAGGUAAUUAACCUGGACCAAAAUUUCUGUACGAAUAAGAACAUGAGCGGUGUUAAUAAAAAACAAGUACCUUAAACAAACUAAACUCCAUGCCCCCCUCCACCCAAGGGAUUAACCUUGAUUCAACUGAACUGUUAAUUUUCCUAAGCUUUUUACUAAUCCAUGUUUCCUAUGGUUUAGAGAUGGCAACAUGCUGUUUACCAAUAUUCGUGGGUGGAAAAAUCUAGCCACCAGCAAACAAAGAAAUGAUUUCUCUUUUGUUUGCUCUGGAAAGAAAAGGAUUGUUAGCACCACAAAUACUGUGUAUCUACUGUGCAGACCUAGGCAAGAUAGAUCAGUGCAUAGCUCAUUUCACAGUGGCAGAUGACUGGCUAAAAUAAGGCCUCGUGUAUUAAGGGCUUCCCUCAACACUAAGAACACAUUUCUGGGAUGAAAAGUGAAGGUGAGCAUUACUGUAUGAAUGACAAAAGAUGAUAGGGUAUUAUUUUAAAACCAUACCUAAAUUCUCAACAUGAAAUUGUACAGGCUUUGACUUUUUUUGCAAUGAGAAAAUAAUAGAGCUCCCUAGCAGGUUAAAAGUCAGUAUUUUAUUCUGCUAUUCUUCUGUUUUGAACCCUGAACUCCUGAAUUUAAAUCUAUUAAAAAAUUUUUCUGCAAUGGAUGUUUAUGGUUCCAUCUACUAGUAAUAGCUCUGUGCACUUGAAACCUAAUGUGGAUUCUUUUCCUCUAGUUCUGUGUGGCAAUGGUGCAUCUGCCCUUUCGAAGGAGUUGGCUUUGUAACAGGGCCUGUGUGGACUGGACAUACCCUUCAAAGAGAAGAGCUGCUCUCUAGGAGACGCUUCUUCCGAAGCACGUGUCCCUGCUCAUGGAAGAAACAAAAUGGGAUUGAAACAAAGGACUGACACUGAAGAAUGAGCUGACAGUUCUAUUCAAAACUGGAAUUUUAUAAUCAUGAACCUGUGGUAUUACCCAUCCCAUACAUCACAUAGAUUUAUGCUGUUAAUUUUUUUUUAAAUAACUGCCACUUUUAUUGUAUAGGAUCAAAGAUUAAAUUAUAAAGGAUUGAGAUUCGGGUAUCUUUUUAAAAGUAAAGUGCAAAGGGCCACGAAGCUUAAGUACAAACACAAACCAAAAUAGAAAAGAAAAAACAAACAAAACAGAAAUGAUCCCAUCAACCUGAGAUAGCAAUGGACAACUGAAAGAAGAUGAGUCUCUAUACUGAAUGCCCCAGGAUUAAAUCUUCACUCUCAGCUGCUGGUACAUGUGAUUCUAGUCCCAGAGAGAUGGCCCCAUAGUUACAUUUAUCUUGUGCAAAAGGUCCUUGGGUUCUCCUCAAACAGUGAGGCUUUGGUUCGGAGAUGAGCUAAUCAGAGCAAUGACAUUAUCAUCAUUGUCACUGGGGUGAGAUGGGGAAGAUUGUCCCAUCUGCCUGGCACAGUUUACCUAGCCUUGCCUUGCCAAUGAAUAUUUUGGAACAAAGUGGAGCUAUUAAAACUCAUUAUUAUCAUUAUUGUAGUUGUUAUGUAAUAAUGAUGUAGGACUCAUACUUUAAGAAAGAUGAAAACCUUUUUUCUUUCCUUAAAUCAGCCCAAAGGUGCUAUUUUACAUAUCAAUACAGUUGAAAGGACAUCCUGUUAUUUUGGGCUGUUUCCUCGCAUCUGAUGAAAGCCCGCUUUGAGAUUGGAUUUUGCAUUUAAACAAACAAGAAACAAUUAUUUUGACUGUGUGCAAUUUUUGAGGUUGAGCAUUUGUACUUUUUUGGUUUUACCUAAUUCUCUUGCAUUAACACUUUACUGUUUUGUGAAUAAUGUGUAUUAAGACUUAUUAAGGAAAAGAUAAUUAUCUGUGAAAGAUUUGUAUAUUAAACAAGUGACUUGUA